Messenger RNA from Aphidius gifuensis, 2254 nucleotides. RefSeq lists its product as uncharacterized. The transcript is spliced from 6 exons. NCBI's taxonomy places the organism in Eukaryota, Metazoa, Arthropoda, Insecta, Hymenoptera, Braconidae. The record is from RefSeq and is a predicted model, not a curated record. Bases 407 to 1573 code for a protein of 388 amino acids.
AAAAAAAAAGUUUUAUUAAUUGUUUAGCCAAAGAUACAAAUUUACUUGUCUGGUCUUGAUUCUAUGAGCCUUUGUACUGGCUGUAAUUCGUAAUUGACAAGACAUUAAUAUGUCUAUUUGCAUUGUUUCAUCAUCAAUAAUACUAUUAAAUGCAUGAUACUGUGUAGAUAUGUCUUCUGUGUUGAUAAACUUAUAUAAUUCAUUUAUCAAUUCUUUUUUUAUUUUUUUUUCAAAAGUGCUAACUUUUUUUUUUCGUGUGCAUUUUCAAUGCAGCUUUGCUUUUACCAUUCUUGACAGUGCACUAUUUUCUUCAAUAAGCUGAUCAGCAUGUUUUACAUUCAAAAAUUUAAAACCUUCCAGUGAUAUCUCAUUAUCAUCAUCAUCAUCUUUUUUUUUCAUUGAUUUAAUGAGCUCUUCAACAGCCUUUCAGUUCGUCAAAAUUACGUGCAUCAAAAAUUUUUCUGUUGAGUUUUGGUCUUCUAGUACCACAAAUAAAAGAUCUGAAAAAGUGUACGUAUUACAAAGAGAUAAGUCAGUCCGUGAAACUUGUCAAGUGCUCGCAAUUGCAGAUUCUCGUGAUGAAAUUGAAGAAAUAAGCCGAUCUAAGCGUUGGUCUGUUCCAAAAUUAAGCACAUCUGUAAUCGACAAUGAGUCAGAUGACCUGUCACCUAGAAACUCAUCAGACAGUGAGGAAGAAAAAAAAUCAAGAAAACGACUUAAAAGCUCUAAGGCAGUUGGAUUGAAACAAGCACAGCAAGGAAUUUGUGAAAAAUACAGAAAAAUAAAUAAAUUAGAUGAAUAUACUGAUUGUGAUGAAAGUCAAAGUCCAAUAAACAAAGAAAAAACGUCAGAUAAUUUUUAUUUUUCAACAUCUUUUGAUUACACAAAAGAUCCGUUAAGCAAUAGUAUUUUAUCAGAUAUUGAAAAUAUAAAUCAAAAUCAUAAAACAUGUAAGAAACAAUUACAAUUCGGAUCGAAAAAUCAGACUGAAUUUGAUGCUUGGGCUACAAGAGAAGUGAGUUCGCCAUCAGCAACAGAAACAAAACUUGAAUUGGCUGCAGCACGAUCUCAAGUCAAGUUCUGGAAAAAUAAAUACGAUAACCUUCUGGAAUCGAAAGCUUUUCCUCUUUCGGAAGAAACUGGCCAAAUAAUUAUCAAGUUAAUAAAGAAAUCAAGUAUUCCUGAAACUAAUAAUUCAACAGAUGUGUCAUUAAAUGAAGAAACUAUUAAAAAGCAAUGCAGUGAAGUAUUAGUUUCAGAAAAUCACAUGGCUCGUACUCGAAAAGACAAGCCACUUAUUGAAGAAGACGAAGCAGCUAUUUUAACUUCGUUAUUAAAAAACCAAUUUAAAGACGCUGGUGAAUGCGUCAAAACAAUUAUCAAGUCUUUAUGGACAGAUGAUGAGCUAGCUGAGCGAGUUGUUCGUAAAAACGCUAAAAUAAACAAAAAAGCUUUGACAUUUCCAGACAUUUUAGUGGCUGUCCAGAAUCCAGAUUCUGUAUCAUUUUUUUCCAGAUAUUUUAGAUUUUUUACAUUUUUCAUUUUAUUCAUUUAUAUUUUAAUCUUUCGCUAAACUUUUACAGAUACCGAUAAAAGAUAACAACUAAAAAUUACCUACAAAUUAAUUUAGACCAAUCAUUAUUAUGGUUUCCACACUGCAAAAACUGCGCCUUUGGAUUAUAGGCACUGUUCCAUUGGAUUCAUGGAGCACAUUUUAUUGAGCGCUGCUCAAUGAUAUUCAAGGAGCACCGAUAUCGGUCCAGUUGCUCUGUUAAUUCAGAGGUACUGUUCAACUGUAUUCGUUGAGCAGCCUGAGCCGUCACUCGAAUUAAGAAAGAGACACGCAUACACAUAACAUAACCUCUCUAUAUCAGUAACUAUUAAACAAUUAACAUAUAUAUGAAUGCAUAUAUGUUAAAUAUUCGAUAAAUUUAAUAACUAAAGAUAUAUAGAAUAUUUAUAAUAAUUUAUAAAUGAAUAUUUAUGAUGUAAAUAUCAUGACAUGACAGAUAUAAAAGUACAAAUAGAGAGAGAGAAAAAAUAUAAUGUAGUUGUGUUUGCGCAUGCCUCCGAAACGCCGAAAUCUGCUCAACAAAUAUAUAGGUACAGGACCAAGAAAUCAAAGGACAUCAAAGGAACAACUUUAGCGGAGCGGUGCUCCAUGAAUCCAAUGGAACAGUGCCUAUAAUCCAAAGGCGCAGUUUUUGCAGUGCAUGUUUGUGGCGGGAUAUUAAAUGAGCAGAAAUUUUUUGUC